Humulus lupulus (European hop) is the source of this 1914-nucleotide messenger RNA. RefSeq names its product putative UPF0481 protein At3g02645. NCBI's taxonomy places the organism in Eukaryota, Viridiplantae, Streptophyta, Magnoliopsida, Rosales, Cannabaceae. The transcript has 2 exons. The record is from RefSeq and is a predicted model, not a curated record. The coding region runs from base 122 to 1813 and encodes 563 amino acids.
UCUUAAUGAACAAAGUCAAUAAAUAUGUUGUAAUUGGACGUCAAAACUAACUACCGUCUUUCAAUAUUGGGGUCUCCCGGCUUCUGCAGUAGUCUCCUAGAGUCUACAAACUGAAUCAAACAUGCUUUCAAGAUCUAAAGUUUUUGUUGAUACCAUCAAUGGAGUCUUCAACGAACGCACUGAUUUUCCUAUUCCCACUACUAUUCCCAUUACCAUUAGCAUCUUUAAAGUGCCCACCUCUCUAACUCAAGCCAACCCCGAAGCUUAUGUACCAAAACUGCUGGGGUUGGGUGCCAUCCAUCACUUGAGGCCUGAGCAUGAACAGAUGCAAAUGUACAAAGCCAUGGUGGCCAAAACAAUCCAUGGGAAAUUCCAACCCCUCGACUUUAAAAAGCUUAUCGAUCUUGUUAAAAGGAUAGCAGUUCCCUCUGUUCGUGCUUCUUAUAACAUGUACUUGGAGUUAACAGACGAUGCUCUUGCUUGUAUUAUGGCCUUGGAUGGUUUGUUUUUGCUCGAUUUACUUUGCUGUUAUGGUGGAAUCGAGAAAGAAGAUGAUGUAUACAAAACGUAUUUGAGUGAACUGAUGAACGACUCUUCUGGGAGGAGAAUGGCCCAAGAAAGGAUACUUAGAGAAGCUAUGAUGCUUGAGAACCAGAUACCAAUCCUCGUGCUGUGGGCUAUCUUGAUCAUUGAGUUGUCAGAUUUUGAAAUGGUGAGGGAACUUUUACCAAAAAUCUUGGUGGGUUUUUGCAAACAUGUCUCGCCUUUUGACACAGUGCCUGAUUACCCACCUUUCAAGACUUUAACGCAUGCCCAUUCGUUGGAUCUUCUUUACCAUUUGAUCAUGCUCGAAGCAUCUCCGAAAGUUAAUGAUUCGGUAGAAGAUUUGGGAUUUCGAGAUAUAAUAAUACUUUACAACAAAGUGAAGCGUGAAAUCCAAAAAACUGCAAGCCAUCGAACAUUUACUGAAGCAUCGACAGAAAUUACUUCUUAUGGUUCCCAGCUAAUGUAUAGUAACCAGGAUCUUGUCGAACAGGGCAUCGUCGCGGUACUGGCUAUAGCGCCAUCACCACUUGCAGGACCCAUAACACUCGUACAAGGUUUGUUGAAGCUGCCGUGGUCAAAACUUUGGUCGAAUGUAUCUUCUGCUGUGACAAAACAACCCUUAGAAGAGGAAACCUUAGUUCCAAGAGCCUCGGAGUUGCAUAAAGCCGGAGUAAAAUUCGUACCAGCUCACAUCAAAAGCAUCCGAUUCGACUCAAAAAGUGUCUCCUUUCACCUACCCUCCAUCAAACUUAGUGGGAAUUCAGAAGUUAUAAUCAGAAACUUGGUUGCAUACGAGGCUGCCCUGAUCAAUUACGAGACAGAUAAGCCGCUGAUUCUAACGAGGUAUGUUGAAAUAAUGAGUGACCUUAUAAGGAGUUGUGAGGAUGUUAAGGUGCUCAAGGAUGAUGGGAUUAUUAAAAUGGAUAAGUCUAUCAAUGAAAUACAAGUGGCGAAAGUUUUCAAUGGGAUGACUAAUUAUAAGUCCAUACAGUACUCAACAAAUACGGAAACCAUAGACAGAGAAUUGGAAAGCGUCAAGAGUUACUACAAUGGUUUGUGGAAGGUAUCAACAACUAGAUUCAUCAAAAAGGGGAGGUGGAUUGCUGGGAAUUGGUGCAAAGUUUUAGCCGUUGUGGUGCUGUUAUUGCUGAUGGGAAUUCAAACUUUUUGCUCAGUCUAUGAAUGUCAUCGUUUAUCGUUUAACACCAACAAUGAUUCUCAGUCUCUGCAGGGCUUGAGAGUACUUUCCUUGAAGUCUAAUGUGUAGCUUAUGUUUUAAGAGUAUUGCUGGGCGACUUGAUAUUGAUAUGUCAUAUUUUUGUAGUGAACUUAGCAUUUCUCUAUCUUUAAAUGUGAGUUAUAUUUAUC